AUGGGAUUUUUGAGUGGUGUGCUUAGUAACAUCCACAAGCAUUUAGGGCAGCAUAAAAAUGAAAUAAAUAUUGCAAUUGAAGCACUGAACACCAACAAACACCUUGGUAAAAAAGGUUUUAGUGUUGCGAUUGUGAAGGUGGUAGAAGGGGUGGGGAGGUAUAAUGAUGCUGUCAGAAAUUCCAACAAUCAUGUCAAGAACAAAAUAACAGAUUUCGACAGAGAGAUGAAGAGACUCAAAAAAACGGUAAGUGAAGAUUUAAAAAAUAAUUCUGCUGCAGGUGCUGGAAGAAUUGUGCAGGGAUCCGUGGACUCUGCUGACCAAUUGGUGGAGACAUGCCUUAGCAACGCAAACAAAUUCAAUAAAUCUUUAGACACUGCAAAACAUGAAAACGUGAGAAACGCGAUUAAUGAUUGUAACUCUAUAGUGCGUGAUGAUGUGAAUAAAGCGCGUGCCUGUGUUAAGCUUGAGACGGAGCAGUUCGCUGCUCUGUCGAGUAAGCAGCAGGAAGAUCGAAAGGUGAUGAGGGAGAAAAUAGAGCGUUGUUUGACAGAUCUGGGAACGUGCGUGAAUGAUAGUAUCAAGAAAAAGGUGGCUAAGCUUGUUGAAGACUUGGGUUUGAAGGUGAAAGAAAUUAAGAGGCAGCUUGUCGAAAUACAGGGCAAGUUGGUUGAGUAUAUAAGAGAGUUGACGACGUGGAUUGAUAAAGCGCAGCCUUUGAUUAACUCGGCGUUUGAGAAGGUGAAAGAGAUAUUAGAGGAUAUUAACGACGGCAACUCGGUCAAGAAACCCUCUCUAAUCAAAUCAACCGUCACGCAAAUAGAGGGAGCGGUAGCAAUGCUCAAAGGUGCAGGGGAAGACGCCGGUAAGGUUGUCAAGGAGAAAGUAUCCGCGGCGCUUAAGCAGGUGAAGGAAAUGAACGACGCGCUGAAACAGGAUUUGUAUUCAGUCAAGCAAGAAAUCCAGAAAGCAAUUGUGAAUCAUGUCAAGAAGCAAAUCAAGACGCCGUAUGAUGAGCUAGAGGGGAACGUGAAACAAGAUUUGACGACUUUGAAGGGGAAUAUAAAAAGUGAAGUGAAUGCUAUUGUGCUGAGCUCAAAUGAGUUUUCCGAUCAAUUUACUGCAACGCAACACGCAAUUGAUGCGGCAAUCCAGAAAGUGCACAAUAAGGUAAACAACUUCAAACACCUUAGUAAUUUCAACACAUUUGCAAGCGACUUUGACAGCAGCGUACCCAUGCUUACAUCAAUAGGGGCAAGUGGUAAUGACUUCUUGCAAUCGCUUAGUGAAUAUUUAAAUUUGCUGUGUAAGGAUGUCAUGGGUCCAUCAAGUAAGGCCAUGGAGAUGAUUGCGGCAGGGAUCGAAACUUCUAUAGGGACACACCGUCUUGAUGAAACCGUAAUCAUUGCAGACAAACAUAGAAAGUCACUUCAACAGCUCUUAGACAUUGACGCAUCAUCUAGCAGCAUGAGUGCUCUCAAAAUUCUCCUGGGCAAGGAUUUCGAUGCGCCGGAAUUCGAUCUUCAGAAAAGUGCUACGAAAAUAAGAAGGCUUCGUCAACAGCUCACUGUUCAACAUCCGCAGUCUGCAAAGUUGAAAAAACAAGAUUUGAUAGAUAUUCUAAACGACCUAGGCAAUAUUGCAGGCGCCGUUUCCGACCAUUCGGAGAAAGUGGUCAAGGCAGCAAUGAAAGCGAUUAAAGCAAAAGUUAAAGGGGAGAUUAGCAGCGCGACGCAGAUCAUUCUGAAUGAAGCAGGAACUAUUAAAAGUGGCGUACAAAAUGGUAAGGUCGGUGAAAAAGUGGUGUACGGUGAGCACGAUGGCGAUAGACAGGACGUCAGAGGCCUCAAGGCGUUGGUGAACCAAUUCGACACGAAAAUUAAGAGCGCACUAUCAACUUUUCGAGAUAAAUUUGAAAGUGACUUUUUUAAAAUGAAAGAACCGUCCAGCGGUGAGCACGAUUACGAGCUUGGCCCCAAUCUCAUGAAAACGUUCAAAACCGCAUACGAUGCCCUCAAGGACGGUAAGCUGAAAGACGACACUUUUCAAAAGGACGUCGAUGAAAUACUAAAUAAGGAGAUCGGCGGUACGAUAUUGGCAGGAGGUGCUGCAGCUGAUAGAAUAUCCAAUAUUGAAAAAAAUAAAUUUCCGAAUUACGAUGCUCAAGUCAACCAAGAUAGCCUUGGGUUAGAAAAUCCAGACCAGCUAGCAGGCAAACUUCCAAAGGCGAUAACAGAAAUCAAAAAGCAGGUUGAGGGCGCCGUGAAAGACGUCGUCAAAUUUUAUAGUUAUGCAGAGGAAGAUCUAAAAAAAGUCACCACCGCCCUUCAACAACUCUGCCAGGCUGUAAAAGCUGCCGGUGAUAACGCUCAUAGUGAUUUGAAACAAUUGAAAGAAACGUACUUCAAUCAGUCUGAGUUUGUAAAUGGCGGCAUCAGAAUAAUUAAGUAUCAGCUUACGAAUCUGCAAGAAGAUGACCUGACAAAAGCCAUAAAUGAAGCUACUAAGUUCCUCACCGAUGCUGCUAAGAUACGUGAACAAACCGUCGGAUCCCUAAAAAUUGACGUCGACGGUCAAGUCAAAGAAGUCAAAAGGCAACUCACCUCCGAGCUCGACAAGCAGUACAUCACCACCAUGGCGCUGCAGCUCGACCACUUCGCCGACAGGGUCACUGAGCACCUCAAGGGACUGCCCGAGGCAAUCGAAAAGGACAAGCACACCGGCUUCAAGGGAUUCAUGGAGGCGUUCGAGGGCAAGCCGGAAGUAAAGCCCAGGGACAAGUAUGCUUUCGAAGCGCCUACAGUUGAACUGAGUAAACUUGAAGCGUUUAAAGGAGCUGUUACUAAGCCACAUAAUUCCAAGAAAGAAGAAUUUAAAACGCUGUCACAGGAGUUCAAGAAAUGGUACAUCAACCUCCACCUAUAUGUCAACAAGGAGACCGUAAGGGUGAACAACGAGGAGAACAGCAAGAAGCACCCCGCUGGAACAGACGUUCAUGACUACCAACGCAGGCUCUUAGCAAUGUAUGACCGCUUCAAUGAGUUGAUGUCGCACAUCACUAACGCAAACAGGUAUGAUCAUCAGAUAUCAGGCCUGCUCGAUAGGCUGUUGGAGGCGCUCCAUGACCUCAAACCGGACGGCUUCUCUCAGCCUAGUACGCCGAUCAUAGAUUGUGUCUCCAGCGGUUUCACGAGCUUCGUUGGUUUACUCCGUAACGUAUACAUCUCCGCGUACGACACGCAGACGUUUGACGGUUUAUUGUGCACGGAAGAGACGAAGACAGAUGAUUCCGGACAGGCAAAGAAGCUAACCCAGCUGACAGAUCACGGCCGAAAAUGCGCGAAGGUGUUCCUCACACUCCUAUGCACGCUUCUGAGUUCGUUGACCGUAUUAAAGCACAAUUGCAAGUCUCUGACUAAGCAGCAAAUCAACAAAUCCACGGACGUCGGUAGACAAUUUGCCGAGCUAGGCUUCAGAGUAUCGGACGACGGCAAGCAAAAUGGCGAAUUACACGAUACGUCCCUAAUUACAGGGGAGUACGUUGCUAACAGCCUGACAUUUAGAAUUAAGAAUGCCAAUAACAUUGAGCACCUUAAAACGUGCCAACGAAAUAAAGACAGACUGACAAAUAACGUUAGCAUCUUCGACAUACUCAAGUGCAUUUACCAUCACUUCGAGGAGUACAACGAGGUCUGCCAUCUCGCUUCCUCCUCAUCCAAGUCACCUUGCAGCGUAUACGAGAUGCUCGUAUGGCUCACCGGGCUGCCUUAUACCGCUGCCAAUUCGGUCAUGCGACACGCAACAAUCACUGAGCUAUUCGAGAAUCCGGACAAGCAAGUAACGGACGGGGAGAUCUCCGGCACUUUAGUCGGUGAUUCGCCCAUAAAAGCGCGGCCAUAUGACAUCACGUUCGACAGGGUAAUUAGGGCCAUCGACCACGUCUGCUCGAAAUCGUACGACGUUCUCACCACCGUAGCUGGGCACGGUGACGCCGACACUACGUAUGGCAGCGAUUUCUGCAAUAACUCUCUGAAGCUGAGAUAUCCGUCAUCCGGCGAAGAUUGCUUCCAGAUGCUGCUCGAUGUGCUAUGGAGGCUCUUGCCGGCUCUCAGGUACCUGCAGAUGCAGUGUGUCUUGAAUGAUAAGUACAGCGGCUGGGCGAAUUGCCAGUACGGCAAGGGUGUACCGCCAAGUAAUUGGCCAUGUAGCGACCACCCAAGCGACGAAACAAAGUGCCAGGCAAACUGUCAAGCAAAUGGUAAACCAACGUGCCGACCAACUUCGCCCCUUCAGUCCUACUUACAUGACUGUUUAGUCGGCUACCUUCCCCACCGCGUGACUUCCAUCGGCUGUAAAUCGGUAUGCAGCAAUUGUCCACGGAACAAGCCCGGAAUGCCCUGCCUGACACCCAUGGGCUUCAGGGGAUUUUCCGGAUCGGCGAGAACGGGGAAGGAUAUAUAUGAAAUGAUAAAUACUUUCUUCGGUACCGGCUUAAUUUCAUCGGUUCUCUGCCUCGUACCGAAGCCGCCAUCUACUUUGCCCGAGCAUUUCAGUUUUGCUUCGUCACUUGUCAAGGACUGGCAGUACGGUGGGUCGAGCAAGGAAAAUGAUUUCCAAUCAUGCAUCGAAACAUCCAUUGACAAACUGUCGAUCAGGCUUAAUGAGAGCCGCAGCAAGUUCACAGAUACACUUCGUGAUGUAUAUGGCAGCAGCAGUAGCUCUCAUAGCGCUCAGGGUCAUGUAGCUGCAUACACCGAUCUGGCCAGCUUAUCGAGAAAUGCGACGUGUUCAGGUCUGGAUGUUCAGUGCGGCCCGUAUCUCCAAUCGACGUGUUACGAUGCGUACAAUUACCUCGCUCACAAGCACACCGACACUUACUUGUCAUGGGCGCUCUAUUUGCCAUGGGAAUUCUGGAAUUACCUGAAGUCAUUGCUCGAUGCCUUCCAACAGAUUGAUUGCGGAAGCUUCGGUUGCAGAGGAUGCCCAUGUAAGCCGGGCUCCCAUGGUAAGGAAGCGAACUGUAAGUGCAACACAAUUGUAGGCUGUCGUGGCGUUGCGCCUACAUUCUACAGUUACGGGUUCACAUUAGGAGAUGCGCAAGCUCUGAUGCGUACGGACAGCGUAAAGAAUUGCGCGAAUUUCGUCACGCAACUGAAAGCGUUAUUAAAUUCCAACUACUUCAGAACGUUGUUCGAAAAGUGCGACGAAUUCAUAUUCACCAUCCGCGCACCUUUCUUGUGGAUGACCGUCGCACUUUGGUCACUCUCCAUCUUCUACCUCAUCUGCGUAAUGGUUGGCAGACUGGAUGUGCUCCACAUACGCUCACACCUGAGGACACCGUCGUCGCACAGGAUAACGGCGCAAUCGCUGUUGGCGGCAGCGCAAGUCGGAAGGCUUGCCAAAAUAUCGUAUCUACAACCGUAA
Molecule: messenger RNA, 5424 nt
Organism: Babesia bigemina
Lineage: Eukaryota; Apicomplexa; Aconoidasida; Piroplasmida; Babesiidae
Exons: 1
Coding region: 1-5424 (1807 amino acids)
Source: RefSeq, a predicted model, not a curated record